Castor canadensis (American beaver) is the source of this 4168-nucleotide messenger RNA. RefSeq names its product N-acetyltransferase domain containing 1 (gene Natd1). The record is from RefSeq and is a predicted model, not a curated record. NCBI's taxonomy places the organism in Eukaryota, Metazoa, Chordata, Mammalia, Rodentia, Castoridae.
UGUCAGUUUCUGCGCCGCCGCCUGCGGUCUCCAGGCCGUGUCCCGCCGUCGCUCUCGCCGCCGAUCGCCCCGCGCCGCGUCCAGGGCCGCAGCCCGCGCGAUGGCGCACUCGGGGGCUGCAGUGCCUCUGGGCGCGCUGGAGCAGGGCUGCCCCAUCCGCGUGGAGCACGACCGCCGGCGCCGCCAGUUCACCGUGCGGCUCAACGGAUGUCAUGACCGGGCCGUCCUGCUCUACGAGUAUGUGGGCAAGCGGAUUGUAGACCUGCAGCACACCGAGGUCCCUGACGCCUACCGUGGGCGUGGCAUCGCUAAGCACCUGGCCAAGGCCGCCUUGGACUUUGUGGUAGAGGAGGACCUGAAGGCCCACCUCACCUGCUGGUACAUCCAGAAGUACGUCAAGGAGAACCCACUGCCACAAUACCUGGAGCGCCUGCAGCCGUGACCGCAGUGGGCAGGAGCACUCCCUGCCAGCCUUUCCACGUGGACUCCGCCCCUCCACGUGUCUCAGGACCCUGCUCCCAUGGGGAACAGGCUCAGAGUUAUUUUUGUAAGGAUGUUCUGCUGCAGCCCUGCAUCCAUGCUCCUGAGGGCAGCUGGCAGAGGAUGCCCUGUGAUCCAGGACUGGAGCAAAGGGCAGGCCAGGCAUCCGUGGUCCCAACAGCUCCCUCCCACAAAGACCCUCCAGCUUCCCAGAUGCCUUCCACUGGGAGCACAACAGGGCCUGGGACAACAGGGUCCCUGCUCUGUGAUUGUUGUCUGAGGCUGAUGUGGGAUCCCUGCCUCCACCUCCUGGGGCUGUGUCCUUCCUACAAAUGAGGAGGAUUGCUCCCCAGAGCCAAGAGGACCAACAAGAAAACUCCUGUGCCAACUUCUAGGGAUGGUAAUGCUGAGCCUCAGCUGCCUGCCCCCUUUUCUUUCUCAGACUCCAGUGCCCUGGCCCAGGUGGCAGAGCCACAGCAGAGGGUGAUCCUCCCUGACUUGAGAGAGAAGAGUGGUAGGUGGAGCUGUGGCCCAGGCUCAACUGUACACACACACACACACACACACACACACGCACGCACGCACACACGCACGCACACACGCACGCACACACACACGCACAGAGUGUGGGGUGUGGACACACUUGAGGUGGGGGGCAGUAGCUGUCUUCCUUGCCUUGGCACACUAAUCUUCUGUUGACUUCUCCUGUGUCACCUCUGCAGGAAACAAUGUCCCCACCCCAGGGCCUGUCCCCUCUUCUGCCCCUGUCUGCCAGGAGCCAGCUCUGGAAGCUGCCUCAGUGGCCAGGACCUGAUGAGCAUCACAGUGUCCUGGCCUUCUCUGGCCCUUUUACCUCCACCUGCCUAAGCUUUCUCAGAGGGGUCUCCUUGGACCUAGGGGUAGGAGGCAGGCACACUGUCCCCAGAAAAACACCCUCAUUGCCCAAGAGGAAGAAGUGAGUCACCAGAGAGAUUUCCUUUGCUGCCACCAAACAGAGCAUUACUCUCUGAGUGGCCACCUGUGGCCAGCACAUUCUGUUGCCUGCCUUGAGUCCCAGGCUCCUCCCACACCAGUCUUCUUGGUGAUAGCCUGGGAGAUGCACCAAGCACAACUUGUUUCUUUGGGGACUUGUGGCUUCCCUUUAGGGACUAUUCAGGGCUCAUACUCUUGACCUUGUGCCCUACUCCCCUCAUAGUUCUUAGUUCCUUCCUGCUCUGUGAAGCAGGGCUAUAACCCAGGAAUCAGAGUUCCUUUCAGAUUUGAGAUGUCGUUCAAUAGCAAAUGCUGGGGCGAUGUGCCAUUUGGAUUUGGGGGCAAGGGGGACUGGGCCCUGGCCCUGGGAAGAGGCUACUGGGAUGUCCUAUGGCUCUCCCCUCCAGGGUAGGGGCUCAGGGCAGGGGGGCUGCUGGUUACCCAGUGAGCAUCACGGUGUCCCUGACCCUCUCUAGCCUCUUUGCCACCACCAGCUUGGGCUUUCUCAGAGGGGUCCCCUUGGAUUUGGGGGCAAGAGGGAGGCAUAUGCCCCCCCCCCAGUAUCUCUGACAUUCUUCUUUGGUGCUGGCCUGGCCUGGCCUGUAGGUGUCUUUACAUUCAUCCCACUCGCUCAAGUCUCUGUUCCACAAUCCUUUUCUCCUCUGCCAGCCACAGCAGCUCAGGGGCCCACAUUAGACAUCUGCACAGAUGCCUUUCCACCUGCAGUGGAACAUCCAGAUCUGUGCCAGGAAACCUGGCAGCCUGCUGGGGGGCCCUGAGCUCAGAGCCCCUGAGCCCUACCACUGUGAGUCCAGGCUUGGACCAGUAUGGCUGCCAUCCUAAGCAUCCCUCACUGCCCCUGCAUCCCAACCUGGCCCACAGUUCCCCCACCCCAAACCUGAGAUCCACAUACUUUGAGAGCAGGUGACUCCUGUGGUGACCACCUGUCCACAACAUGCUUAGUACUUGAAUGAAGGGACCUGGGCCUGGGAAAAGCAGCUGGGCCUUUUUCCAGUGGGCUUGCCCUGAGUUCCUGUAGAGAUGACUUGGUCAUCCUCUGCCUUAAAGUACCACUAGCCCCACUCCAAAGGCUCAACGAGACUCUGCUGGGCUAACCCACAGCUUCACGACAGCAGCAAUAACCACGUGUCCAGACCAUCCUGGAGCCCAUCCCAUGCCUCAGCCAACAUUGCCCAACUGGUCCCUCUGGUGCUAUGCCUAUCUUCCUGGCCUCCUAGCCUCACCCCCUGCCCUUGUCCUGAGUCGCUCCUGGAACCUGUAGUUGGGCACUAGUCACUCUGGCCCUGGAGAAAGAAGUGCUAUAACAGGGCAGAGAGACAGGUACCCCCAGCAGGUAAGGGGGUCUCCUCCUCCCCCAGUCUAUAUGGGCAGUGACUUACGUGCCUUUUCUACUCAGGACCUACUCCAACUGGUGUCUGGACUCCCUUGUCACUUUUCAGACUCCUGAACACACUGUGAUGUACAUAUCGCUCUCCCCAUUUUUAACUGAUGAGAGACUUGAGGCACAGGGUUGGGCUAAGGAGCCCCAGAGGGAGAAAGGAGAAAGAAGCAGAGGGGCUGUACAGUGUCCCUCAUUCUUCCUUCCCACAUGUCCAGCCUUUUCUCUCAUCAUCACCAGUGUGAACGGUGCAGCCCCACUGCAGGGGAGAAGAGUGAGGCUUUAGGAGGCACUGUAUUCUGGCUGAAUUCUCUCAGCAUGACAGAGUUGGUGGCAUCGGGAUCCAAUCCCAGCUUGGGCAACUUUGCUGUCUGUGUUCUUUCCCAACCAGCCUGGGCCCCAUGCCACAUCCCAUCUACACCAGCCCCCAAGCUGUGGUCCAGUCCCAAUGCCACACUCCCCACUGCCUGGGCAGCAGCCUUGGAACAUAAAAGUCUGCCCUUUGGGAUUUCUGGUUGGUCCAGAGCAGGGAGGUGGGAUCUGACCUUGCUGAACAUAGGUCCAGUAUCUUGCCAAGAUCCACAGCUCACUCACCUGGCACUUCAUUCAGCUGCCAAGGGAAGGAGCUGACUCUUGAACAGGACUUCCUCCUAGAUCCCAUGUGGAGAGUUGGGUGGCUAUCUCAACAAAAGGGGAAGAGGCACAACAGCUGCCAGAGCCUCAUAACCUUACCCUAGUCAAUUCUCCCAGCAAUCCUAUAUGACAGAUGAAGAUACCAAGGGUCAGAGUGAGGGAGUCACUAACCUGCAGCCCAAACAGCUAGAAAGACCAGAAUCCAAAACCAGUUCCUGUUCUCUAUAGAUGGCGUCCAGCUUGCACACUGUGGUCUUAUGUCCACUUUAGGUGACACAUGGCCUCAGAAAACAAUAAACAGAUCAAACUUCCCUGCUCAUUUGGAGGGCUGAGGCGGGGGAUCUGUCUUGAGCUAUAAGGUGUGUGGCUCAUCAGGAAUGCCUGGCCACAUGGAGAAGGCUGAUAACACGUGGACUGGAGUCAGAAGCAGGAUAUUCAUGGAGUACCUGGCCAUGCAUUCACACUGUUCCUCAGUUCAGGACUUGGGUUGGUUUAAGUUCACCCAGAUGUCCUUUUACUAUUCUCAGGGUCCCACUCCUUCCAGAUCAAUGCCCUAACUUUCAUGUAAGCGAUCCGGUGAGGCUGUGAAUUCAACUUGUAACUGCGACCUACAGGAUGGGAUUUAGGAUUAUGUUUUCAGUUGUAUCCAUCCUGUGGCUACAAGAUAUUAAAGAUGGUUUUCCG